AUGCCACACGACCCCGAAGUUGCAGGUAGCAGUUGAGAAAGCUGGAGUCCCGGGUGAGUCACCCCUAGUGAUGAAUUUUAGGGUUCCUCCAACUCCAAGACGGCCACUUGCUUUUCAUCACCAAAGAUUCGUCUUCCGUGGACAUCGCUUUCCUCGAUGGUUCCAUCCGACUUUUCUUCUACGAAAAGUUUCGGUGCGUUCAUCAUCAUUCAGCGCGGCAAGCUCAACAGGCGGCGGCGGCGGCGGCAGCGAAGGCAACGUUCUUUUGAUUCCUGGCGCGACAAUAGCAACACUUCUUAUGUUUGGUUUUCUGCAUGCUCGGCGCAUGUAUGACGACAGAAAGGUUCAAGACAUGAAGCAGAGAGGAAUAGAGCCGGAAUUUUCAACUGAUGCAAAGGCUGCUUUUUUGAGACUUUUACCUUUGCGUUCUAUUUCACGCCUAUGGGGAAACUUGAUAAGUGUGGAAAUUCCAGCUUGGAGUCGACCUUUUAUCUACAAGGCAUGGGCUAGAGCAUUUCAUUGUGAUUUGGAUGAAGCAUCUUUGCCGUUGGAAAAAUAUGCUUCUCUUCAGGAUUUUUUUGUUCGCUCACUGAAAGAAGGUACACGACCUAUUGAUCCAGACCCGAAAUCUAUGGUUAGUCCUGUGGAUGGUAAAGUAUUGCGCCUUGGAGAGCUCAAAGGAACAGGUUGUAUGAUUGAACAAGUCAAAGGUUUCUCAUAUUCUGCUGUUUCACUUCUUGGUGCUAAUUCAACCAUUCAUGAAGCUGCAAAUGAGGAUGGAAAUAAGAAAUAUCCUCUGCAGAUAAGUGAAGAUUCAAGCAAGAAAUCUUGGUGGCAUGUAUCAUUUGCUUCUCCAAAAGUGCGCAAUCCUGUGACAAGCCCAAAGAAAGGCAUCUACUAUUGUGUGAUAUAUUUGAAUCCUGGAGACUAUCAUCGUGUCCACUCGCCAGUUGACUGGAAGAUUCUUUCACGUCGUCAUUUCUCAGGUAUCUUAAAAUUUGGUCAUGAAGUUCAAAAUGAUAAUAGCAAUGUGGACAGUAAUGUGACUACUAAUGGAGGUGAUGAUAGUGGAGAUGCACCAGGUGAUGGUGAAACUUAUAUUCCUUUGAAUCCAACACUUAAGAGAUCCACACGUGUGAUAAAUAUUACACACAUGCUACCUAAGAUGGCGAUUCUCUAG
This is a messenger RNA of Zingiber officinale, 1180 nucleotides long. RefSeq names its product phosphatidylserine decarboxylase proenzyme 1, mitochondrial-like. Gene Ontology annotation, biological process: phosphatidylethanolamine biosynthetic process. Lineage: Eukaryota; Viridiplantae; Streptophyta; Magnoliopsida; Zingiberales; Zingiberaceae. Gene Ontology annotation, cellular component: mitochondrion. Gene Ontology annotation, molecular function: phosphatidylserine decarboxylase activity. The transcript is spliced from 9 exons. The coding region runs from base 71 to 1180 and encodes 369 amino acids. The record is from RefSeq and is a predicted model, not a curated record.